Molecule: messenger RNA, 933 nt
Organism: Kockovaella imperatae
Lineage: Eukaryota; Fungi; Basidiomycota; Tremellomycetes; Tremellales; Cuniculitremaceae
Product: scamp family-domain-containing protein
Exons: 7
Coding region: 1-933 (310 amino acids)
Biological process (GO): protein transport
Cellular component (GO): trans-Golgi network membrane; recycling endosome membrane
Source: RefSeq, a predicted model, not a curated record
AUGUCACGCAACCAAGAUACUGAGAACCCUUUCGAGCCCUCCUCGCAUCUCGACUCGAACCCGUUCGAGAAUCAAUCCGCGAAGAAUCCAUUCCAGCAUCCCAACGAUUCAGCAUUCUCAUUUGACUCGCAAGAUACAGCCAGAGGACUCGGAAGGGCCGAAGCCGGUCAAGCAGGGACAGGGUACGGAUAUGGUGCUGGGCGCGGCGGGUCUAAUGCCCCGGCUUCUUCUGGAGCUGCCGAUCCAUAUGCUGCCCGUGAGGCUGAUCUGAGGAGACGUGAAGAGGAAUUGAGACGACGAGAGACGGCUUUGGGGAUGAAGGAGAACAACUGGCCGCCUUUUUUCCCUUUUAUCCACCAUAACAUUCAAGAACUGCCGGACGACCAUCAACCAGUCAUGAAAUUCCUCUAUACCCAGUGGCUCGCUUUGAUUGUCACCCUCAUCGUCAAUCUCGUUGGAUGCGUCCUACUGCUGAUCUCAGGGUCAUCAGAAGGAGGAGCCGACACCGCCGCUUCGGCGGGCUAUCUCCCAGUCAUCGGAGCAUUGUCAUUCAUACUGUGGUAUCGACCGAUUUACCUCGGCUUCGAGCGUACAGAAGGCAAAGCCAUGGCCUUCUUCUUCUAUCUCUACUUUGCAUUUGCAGGCUGUCAUCUCCUCUUCAGCAUCUACAUGGCGGUCGGCAUUCCCUCUACUGGAUCUGCCGGACUAAUCAACACGAUUCAAAUGUUUAGUCAGGGUCAUAUCCUCGCCGCCAUAUUCUGCCUCUUGGCCUCUAUCGGAUGGGUCUUGCAAGUUGCAGGUGGAGGUUUGCUGUACAAGAAGGUGUGGGACUUCAAGAACAGUAAUGGAGACAUCACAUUUGCAGAGGCCACAAACCAGUUCAAGAAGAACUCGAUCACGACGAUCCUGUUACAUCAGGCUCGACUUGGCUGA